AUGAAAUCACAAAAACAAUUUCAUGAUUGGAUUAUUAAAGAACCACUUGGUAGUGGAACAUAUGGGAAUGUAUUUCGUUGUUUGAAUAUAAAAACAAAUAAGAGUACUGCAAUAAAAAUCAUUAAUGGAGAAAGUAGUGCAUUAAAUGAAACUACUAUUAUUAAAAAUCUACAAGGAAAUGAAGGUAUUAUUCGAUUUUUUGAAUGUGGAUAUGAAUUAUAUGGAUAUUGUUUAGUAUUUGAAUUACACAUAAUAAAUCUUAAUCAACUUCGAUUAAAUCAACCAACAUCAAGAUUCUCUUCACAAACAUCUUUUAGAUUAUUAUUUAAAAUGAUAAAAAUUGUUGAAUAUAUUCAUUCAAAACAAAUAAUUCAUUGUGAUAUAAAACCUGAUAACUUUAUGAUAUCUCAAGAUGGAGAUAUUAUUUUGAUUGACUUUGGUUUAUCAGAACAUUAUCAAGACUUUUCUUAUCAUCAGAAAUCUUCAAUUUGCAUCUCCCAAUCAACACUUAGGAAAGAAAUAUAUUCCAAUUGA
Messenger RNA from Entamoeba dispar SAW760, 534 nucleotides. Its product is annotated as casein kinase I, putative. The record is from RefSeq and is a predicted model, not a curated record. Gene Ontology annotation, biological process: mitotic DNA damage checkpoint signaling; protein phosphorylation. Gene Ontology annotation, cellular component: cytoplasm; nucleus. Gene Ontology annotation, molecular function: protein serine/threonine kinase activity; ATP binding. The coding region runs from base 1 to 534 and encodes 177 amino acids. The transcript is spliced from 2 exons. NCBI's taxonomy places the organism in Eukaryota, Evosea, Mastigamoebida, Endamoebidae.